Molecule: messenger RNA, 2106 nt
Organism: Durusdinium trenchii
Lineage: Eukaryota; Dinophyceae; Suessiales; Symbiodiniaceae
Source: the annotation of a GenBank genome assembly
AUGGAGGGCGUGCGCAGCUUGCCAGAGGGAGUGACAUCCACCAUCAACGUGCUGAUUGACAGGGCUCUUUCUGGAACUUCCAUGGUCAAGUCAGCAGAAGGCAUCUUGACCUUGUUGAGGAAGGAGCAAGUGUUGCUCCAGCUUCGCCUGACGCCAAAGAUGGUUGGGGUGCAUCCGCGCAAUCGAGAUGGAGUUGGGGUAGCGGUGCGCGAGGUACAUUCCUUGCUGGCAGACAUUCUCGACACAGGGUUUGUCCCGAGCUUGGUCAGUGCUUUGGCCUUUGAGGUGACAGGCCCCGAAGAGUUGGAGUUCAACCGAAAGCUGAUCGAGUCUGCGGGUGGCCAGCUAGGAGUUGCCGAUGUGGCACAGAUGAGGUAUUUGUCUGUGUGCGGCUCACACACCAACUUCGUCCUCCGGCUCUUUGUGGACUCAGUUGAACACAGCCAGAACCAGCAGGUCACUGUCAACGGCAGGCUGAGCCAAGACGCUCUUCGUCUUGCCGACACGGCUUUCUUCCAGGCUGCGCAGGAGGGGGUGGUCUGGGAGAUCAUUCCCUCGUGGAUCGCAUUGCAGUUUCCACGAUUACCAGAGAUCUUGCAACAGGUUGGAAAUACUUCCCUCAACCGCGGGGAGAGCGAGAUGCAAAUGUUGCAGCGGCUGCACUCCAUGUGCGUUGAGCGCACAUCAAAAGGGGAAAGGGUGAAUCUCGAAGAUGUGAAGCGGCGGGCGUUGGCAAGCAAGCCAGCUUUUGCUGAAAGCUUGUCAGACAUGUGGACCUUUGUCAUGAGGUACUCAGGAGGCGCCAAGGCAAACAUGAUGCAAGAAACCCAGCAGUUCGUGAUGACAAACGCCAAGUCAACUCAGCUGGGUGCUCCUUUGUGGAAGGCACUGGUUGAGGAGUCCAAGAUUGCCACCAACUCCCUUGUGAGAUGGCGACACGCCAUUUUGAAGCAGGGCUACUUCCACGGGGUGAAAGCAUUGGAUGUGAAGAGGUCAUUCAGCAAGGACAUGGUGCGGAGGGUGGCAGAAGCCAAUGACCUCAUGUUGGAGGUCAGGUUGCUCCUCAAGCAGUUUGGAGACUCCUAUUUGUGUGACCAGAAGUGCUGCACGGCAAUCGGAUUUUUUGAGAUGGCCGUUGUCCAAUUUGUCCUUGGCCUCAAGCAGCCAGACCAAAAGGUGUACAAGAGCACCGAUGCCAUUGCGAACGACGUCAUCAAGCUUCUCACAACCUUGACUGGCCAUGAGAUUCCAAAUCGAUGGUCAGCGGAGGAUUUGGAAAAUGCUUUGGAGUCGGGGCCGACGAUGAGCCUCCGUGAGCUUGGAGAAGACGGUCAGCUCAUGGAUCCUUCAGUGUUGGUGAAAGAAGCUGGUUGGGCUGUAGGGCAGUCAUGCAGACGAGUGAAAGACAAGCUUGUAGGCAUCAUCACGGAGAUCACCCAUGAGACUGUCAAGAUUGAUUGUGGCAAAGGCCUAUUGAGCAAGGUGCCUUUGUCUGAGUUUGAAGCCGGCAUGUGGCAGCAUUUCACUCCAAAGAGUUUGCCUUCUGCUUUGGACUUCGAAGAAGAAUGGCUGCCACACAAGUCACUUGAGUUUCAAGUGCACCGCUUGAAGGCCAUGAUCAUGGGAGAGCUCUUUGACCUAUCCGAAUCUCAUGUUGAGAAGAUGCACACGCAGAAGUUGCAGGUCCAAACAAAGCCGUCGAAGGCACUGGUGGCAAAGGAGAAGAUUUUGAGUAGGAAGCUGAUCCUUGUGCCAUCUACUGUCAAGAUCCAGGCCAAGCACAAGCAUGACAAGAAGGAGACCUAUGAAGUGCUCCAAACCAUGAUGCCAGAGGUGACUAUUUGGUUGUCUCCUCACACAGCCCUUCCGGAUGAGAACGAUGAGGAUGGGCGAUUUGUGGCUUCGUUUUGGUUUGUGAAGAGUGGACAUUUGCCAAACCCGAAUGUGAACAUGGAGAUCUUCUAUAUGAGCGGCAAGAACAAAGCCUUUCAGUUUCCAUGCAUGCGGAACAUCAGGAUCCUUCAGCCAGGUGAGGAGUUGAUGAUUGCUAAGGAGUCCAAAGAGUCUCGAGCUGAAGAGAAGCCAAACAAGAGGCAACGGAGGUAG